Messenger RNA from Fusarium odoratissimum NRRL 54006, 1418 nucleotides. RefSeq names its product tryptophanyl-tRNA synthetase. Gene Ontology annotation, molecular function: ATP binding; tryptophan-tRNA ligase activity. The transcript is spliced from 5 exons. Gene Ontology annotation, biological process: mitochondrial tryptophanyl-tRNA aminoacylation. Gene Ontology annotation, cellular component: mitochondrial matrix; mitochondrion. The coding region runs from base 165 to 1211 and encodes 348 amino acids. Lineage: Eukaryota; Fungi; Ascomycota; Sordariomycetes; Hypocreales; Nectriaceae. The record is from RefSeq and is a predicted model, not a curated record.
GGCAUUCUUGAGCUUUUUCACAACGCGAAGCAAGGCGCCCCGGUAGAUGCAUACACAAUCUCGAACCACUCACGACUCAACCUCAGUCUCAAUCUCGACCUCAACCUCACUUAGACUCUCUUGACCCACAGACUCAAUUCCUCUCAUUGAGCAUCACAUCAAACAUGUUGAAAUCAGCAAUCACAAAACCUCGAGUGAUUUUCUCGGGCAUCCAACCAACGGGCAUACCUCACCUAGGAAAUUAUGCAGGCGCACUUCGACAAUGGGUUAAGCUACAAGAAAGCCAUACAGAAGACAAACUCAUCUACUCUAUCGUAGAUCUCCACGCCAUCACAACACCUCAGCCGGCGGAUGUGCUAAGAAAGAGCAAGAGGGAGGCAUUAGCUGCCUUGUUGGCCAUCGGCAUUGAUCCUGAGAAAGUGACUUUGUUCUAUCAGUCUUCUGUGCCCGCUCAUUCAGAACUCAUGUGGAUUCUCAGCUGUACAGCAUCCGUUGGAUAUCUGUCAAGAAUGACACAGUGGAAAAGCAAACUCAAUAUAAGUGACAAGUCGAACAUGAACGACAAAGCAGCCAGCAAUCUCAAGCUCGGCCUGUUCUCAUAUCCCGUUCUUCAAGCUGCCGAUAUUCUUGUACACAGAGCAACUCAUGUUCCCGUUGGUGAAGAUCAGAGACAACAUCUUGAGUUUGCGCGAGAGUGUGUAACAAACUUCAACGCAGCUUAUGGAAACCAUCUAGUAUCUCCUCAAACUACCACCUCCCCUGUCCAAAGAGUCAUGUCUCUCCAGAAACCAACAGAGAAAAUGUCAAAAUCCAGCAAGUCACCCAAAUCACGCAUUGGCAUCAUCGAUAGCCCCGAAGAGAUCAAGGCCAAAAUCCAAGCUGCAACAACAGACUCCAUCCCAGGGAUAAGUUAUAACAGAGAAGAACGACCAGGAAUCUCGAAUCUGCUGGACAUCAUGGCAAUUUUCGAUCCCAAGGGGAGAAAGGCCCAAGAGCUUGGAGAGCAGUACAAUGAUCUUUCACCGAAGCAGCUCAAGGAGAUGGUUAGUGAUGCCGUCAUUGGUGGUUUAGAUGGGAUUAGGGACCGAUAUACUGAGCUGCUGAAAAAGGGGGAUGGGUACCUUGAUUCGAUCGAGGCGAUUGGCGCUGAAAAGGCACGCAAAAGUGCUAAGGAAACCAUGCAGGUUGUCCGAGAGGCUGUUGGGCUAUAAAAAAAUUCCACGUAAAUCAUUUGUACAUUAGACUUGCUGCUUUGAAAACUAUGGUUAGGAGACGACGAGCUGUGUCUUUUAAAAGAGAUGGUAGCGGGAUACUAAUAGAUCAACGCACCCAACUGAUCACACCAAGAUCGUUAUGAAGUUAAUAUGAAGAUCAUUUUGUGAAGAUUCAUCUUUCCAUAUUAUGAUAUGUAUUUGCAG